AUGAUGUGCGGUAAUGCAGGAAAUAACACGACUCAUGUGACUGAAACUAGAAAACAUUCCCUACAAGUUCCAGAUAUAUUCCUUAUGUUUGUUGCUUUACUUGGGGUACUUCUCAAUGGACUUCUACUAAUUUUUGGCAGAAAAAAUCUUCCUAAGUCUUGUUCAAUAUUUAUCUGUAACCUAGCGGCAGCAGACUUGGCCACAGCGCUCGUAGCUCUCGUGCUUGGCUUCCGAAGACUGAUUACCUGCAAACUGUUCCGUAGAAUCAUCGGAAUCAUAUCCUGGUCUACAGUAUUGGCCUCGUUCCUAACUCUCCUGGGUAUCGCUCUGCAAAGAUACAUAGCUGUUGUUCAUUCUGUAUGGUCUCACUCCAGAAUGAAAAAUCAUCAAUGGUUUUAUAAGUUGAUAAUAACUGGAAUCUGGUUAGUGGCUCUCGUUUUCGCGCUAUUCCUGCAUUAUUACAGUCGUGUUACCAUGCUCAUUAUUACAUGUUUGUCAGAAAUUAUGAUCAUCAUGAUAAUCGUUCUUUAUUUAAAAAUUUACUCGUCGUUCCGGAGCUACAGAGUAAAAGAUAAGGAGGGCAUUUUUGCGGCAAAUGAACGUCGUUUAACUUUUAAUUUAAAGAAAGAAGCCAAACUAUCAAUGGUUGUAUGUUGUGUUACAGCAAUGCUCGUUAUUGGUGUCCUACCAAACGUUAUUAUUUUACAGACCAUGCAAAUAAUGGCUCUCUCUGGUAAAAAAAUAAAAUGUAUGAAAAUUUUGCACGAUGUUAACUCGUACUGGGUCGUUAUAGAAGUUUUGGGUUUUAGUCUUAACCCACUUAUUUAUUUCUGGCAUCUUCAGAUGUCAAAUAAAAUUAGUAGUGAUAGCAGUAUUGAGAGAUUUCGUCAUACACUUGGUUUUCCAAGGGCAAAGAGGAGAAUCGUUCCUGAACUAACUAUUACGCAAAGUCGACCAACUGAAAUGACAAACUCUGUGUGUUUAGCUGAAAAAGAAACAACGCAAGUGAGCAAUACAAUGACAAGCAGCUGCUAGCUGGAUAAAUAAUGGAGGAAGCAAGUACAAGCCGAAAUAAACACCGACGUAGUUACCAAAUAAAGUAAAAAUCAUGUAAUUAAAACUAUCCAUAUUAUUUUCCUUGUUUUCAUAAUUUAGCUUAGCUUAGUAUGAGGGUGAACAAGAACCGGAAGGGGGCGGAGGGUGAGGCUAGUACUUUGAGCCUUGAAAUGUCACUAGGGAUUGUAUUAUAUUAGUAUAGGAAAACUUUAAACUUUGAAUAAAACGAACAUCGUAUAUUGUUCAGUACGUAUGUACACUCAGACAGGCAUGGCAAUAGAACAUAUUCGUGGAUACGGACUUCCCAGUUGGCAACAAUCAUGUACAACAAAAUCAAUUUUAUCGCUACGCUAUUGUAGAUAAUAUGAUAUGUAAUGCCGGUUGGAUUUAUGUAUUAUAUACAUUCUACAUCUGCAUUUAAUUCUUCGUUUUUGAUAGUUGUACUAAUUGGAUUUAUAUUAUACAAACUUUGAUUUUAUUGUACAUAAUAUAGAAACUAAAUAUAUUUCGUCGAUGUUUCAUAUCUGCGUUUAUUUUUUGCGUGUUUUGUUGCGAUUAGUGUUCUGUACAUAUCUGAUUUAUUGGCGAAAUGAUCCUGAGAUAGGUGAGCAAUAUAAGAAGUAUAUUUAAAAAUUAUAAAGGUGAACUAUCCGAUAUUUUUUUUGGGGGGGGGGAGGGGAGACUGGAUAGACUUUCAUUAUCAUUUUUUUUAAUCUCUUAAUGCCGCUCGAUCUUUUUUUCGUUCACGGAUAUUGCACGAUUUCUUUUAUUUCGUGAGCACAAUAAAAAAUGUAGUGCUCGAUAUUUUCUUUUAUAUAAUACCUUAUUGAAUUCUGAUCGUUUAAUUGGCUGUUUAUGGUCACGUGAUAUUGAAUAGAAAAUUCUAUUUCCCAAGAGUGCAAUGGAAUACGUUCCAUUGCACUCUUGCGAGUGCAAUUGUACUAUACGUUUUAUUCCAUUGCACUCUUUGUGCUUUCGAUAAAUCGCAUCCGUCAAAAUGCUUCUCGUACGGUGAUCGCAGUUUAUUUUAACCCGAUAUUCGAAACUCAGUAAAUGGGAUUUAAUGCAAAUACGACUCAUCAAAAUGGCGGGAGCUUACAGUAAACCUUUUAAUAUUAGUCUAUUUUGGUAUUAUAUAAAACAAAUAAUGAAUGUUUC
Molecule: messenger RNA, 2214 nt
Organism: Paramuricea clavata
Lineage: Eukaryota; Metazoa; Cnidaria; Anthozoa; Malacalcyonacea; Plexauridae
Source: the annotation of a GenBank genome assembly